AUGGCCUUUCCUCCAUUGUUCCAGGUCAUGUCCAAGAACACCAAUAUCUUUUGCAUGGACUCGACUCACAAGACAGCAAAGGACAUCACACCGAUCAAAGAGGGCAGCAAGGUCCACAACUCAGUGUACCUGUUCACGCUACUCGUCAAGGACAAGGACGUCCAUCAAGGAAUCCCUGUCGCCUUCAUGGCGUGCGAGUCCGAAUCCCGUACCCGUGUUGCAUUCAUUCACACAGGAGGAACGGAGGAAGCAGAUGCGACCCCUUUUGAACGAGGUUCGCAGAGCCAGAUCACCCGAGUUGCAGCAGACACUCUGGACCAGGCUCAAAGAGCUUUAUUCGGGCGCAUUGUCAGUGAUCAAUUAUAUUCAGAAGAACUGGUUCAACUAGGAUGGAAGGCUGGAGAAAUGGGCGCUUUUUCACAGAGAGGCAAAGAUGGGCAAGUUGUCACGACCAACAAUUGGAUAGAGUCGUGGCAUGCUCGUUUGAAGGGCGAUCAUCUUGGUCGCGAUCGGAAUCUCCGUGUCGAUCGGCUUGUUUAUUUGCUGCAGGAUCGAGUAGAUAGAGGGUUUCGAUUCGCAUAUCUCAAGACCAAGAGAGGCUUCCAACCCAUACCCUGGAGAAAGGGGGACGUGGAGAGGAAACAGAAAGCAGACAAGGUUUCGUUCGACGAGGCACAACGCAAGAUUGAUUACAACAGAGACCAGCCCUGCGAUGAUGGACGCUUACGGAUCUCCAUUCAGUCAUUUGACCCCGACACUCCAGACACGUAUUAUAUCCUUGUUGUCAUCGCCAGAUCUGGGCAACUCCUCUCAUGUUCGCGCCUCGACUUCAUCAAGCGUGAACCCCUUCCGUGCAAGCACAUUUUUCUUGCUGAGCGUGUGUUUCAUGACCUUUGGCUCAGUCGCUUUCUUCGCCCGUCUGUAUCGGCCGAUAUCAUCGAGGACCGGACAGUCGACUUCAACGAUGGUCCCAACGAUAACAUCAACAAUGAUAACAUGCGCAACAAUAAUGACACGGGCAUCUUCGAGCAAGACCCACUCAGAGACCAACUAGCAGUGCUUAACCCAAAAGUUUACACCCAACUCGAAUACGAGAGGGCCAGGAGGGAGGAGGAAGAAAGGCACCGGCGGAAGGAGCAGAGGAAGAGAGACUUUGAGAAUGCAGAGCAAGAGCUCUGUAACAAUGGGCGCAUGAUUGUCGAGCUGAUGAAUAAAAAGUCCAAGACAGGCAGCUUGGAGGACCUGCAGGCUGCAGUGGCCUCCUCCAAGGUUUUGGUGCAUCAACUUAGAGUCCUGCUCAAUAAAUGA
Molecule: messenger RNA, 1308 nt
Organism: Gamsiella multidivaricata
Lineage: Eukaryota; Fungi; Mortierellomycota; Mortierellomycetes; Mortierellales; Mortierellaceae
Exons: 4
Coding region: 1-1308 (435 amino acids)
Source: RefSeq, a predicted model, not a curated record